Messenger RNA from Tremella mesenterica DSM 1558, 486 nucleotides. RefSeq lists its product as uncharacterized. Bases 1 to 486 code for a protein of 161 amino acids. The record is from RefSeq and is a predicted model, not a curated record. NCBI's taxonomy places the organism in Eukaryota, Fungi, Basidiomycota, Tremellomycetes, Tremellales, Tremellaceae. The transcript is spliced from 3 exons.
AUGGCGUCGAUCGAAGAUCUCGUAGCUACUGUCUCGGGAGUUCAUGUCGGUCAACAUGGUGCUGAUCUCAAGGAUCUACAGGCCAAACUCCAUCACGCACUCCUCCCCACUAUCCCAACUUAUCGUAACCCCGUCCCACUCCCAGUCCCAAACACUACCUCCGCCCCUCUCCCUCCUCCAGCACCAGUAUCAUCAUGGAAUUCUCCAGCCCCUAAUUGUCCUUACCUUCACUCGUUCCAUCCUACUCAUGCAUCUCUUCCUCCUCAUCCUACCCCUUUACCGCAUAGUCAACCUCAACCACCUAAAACACAACGUGAAACGGGUUUCGUUCCGUCUACCAACCAAAGUGGUGGUACCUCUACCCAUAAAGAUCCAAAAGGUUCUCCAACAGGAACGGGAACUACGAGUUCUAGUCUUGGAGGAUUCGUUGAUGAUGCUUUUAGACCUCUUUGGGCUAGUACCGUUCCUGCAAAAGGAUUCAAGUGA